Messenger RNA from Striga asiatica, 540 nucleotides. The record is from the annotation of a GenBank genome assembly. NCBI's taxonomy places the organism in Eukaryota, Viridiplantae, Streptophyta, Magnoliopsida, Lamiales, Orobanchaceae.
AUGGAGGAUUCGGCGGUGAUCGGAAAGAGGAGUCGGGAAGAGUAUGACUCGGCCGUGCCGGACGAGUCCGACUCGCCGGCGGUGAAGCGGCUCAAGGAGGAUCUCCUGGGCGGUUCGGAUGACGAGGGGGAGUUCUGCGAGGCGAGCGAGGACCUCGACUCGUUCGUCAAGAGCUUCCAAGAGGAGAUAACGGCCUCGCCGGCUGCCGGCGUAGAUCCGGCGUCGGACUGCAGCGAGACUCGUCCGGAUCUGGGUUACUUGCUGGAGGCGUCCGACGACGAGCUCGGGCUCCCUCCGACAACGGUUGUGUCGGGAAGCGAGCCGAGGCCCGAGUUCGACCGGGUUGAGUCGGAGUCGUCGGAACUGAUCUGGGAUCUCCCGAGUUAUGACCCGUUCGGGUUCGGAUUCGGGGAGGUUGGGGCGGACUACGGCGCCGGCGGCGGUGAAUACGCGGCGUUGGAUGGGUUGUUUGAUCAUUCAGAUCUGGGUUUUGGGUCGGGUGAUUUUGAGUACCGGGCCGAGUCGUUACCCGCCCAAUAG